Talaromyces atroroseus is the source of this 3771-nucleotide messenger RNA. RefSeq lists its product as hypothetical. Bases 1 to 3771 code for a protein of 1256 amino acids. Gene Ontology annotation, biological process: potassium ion import across plasma membrane; chloride transmembrane transport; chloride ion homeostasis. Gene Ontology annotation, cellular component: membrane. The record is from RefSeq and is a predicted model, not a curated record. Gene Ontology annotation, molecular function: potassium:chloride symporter activity. Lineage: Eukaryota; Fungi; Ascomycota; Eurotiomycetes; Eurotiales; Trichocomaceae. The transcript is spliced from 5 exons.
AUGGCCACAGGCGACACGAAUACGUUUCAGAGGCCGAGCCAAUCUCGUCAACGGCCUAUUUUCUCAACGCGAUCAGCAAUUGAAGAUGCAGGUAGACUGGCUCCUAGUGAGGUGUCUCCCGACGCCGUCCGUCGUUCUUCAACAAAUCCAUUUGAACCCAUGACAGCCGCCUCAAGGCCCUCUCCUCGGCGUCAUCCGCAGUGGACUUCAUUUUUCGGUCGUAUUUUCCAGUGGUCCUCUGGUCGAAGCCCUACGCCGGAAUCGCAACAUGUUGAAACUACUUUUACAAAUCCAGUUGACGGGGACGAUGCAGUUGUCGAAGUAAGCUUGGAUCACAAGAAAGACCGCAGUCGACGGCAAGACGUCGGUGCAAGUAUGGCUGCUCAAUCGAGUAAACUAGGCACAUUUUCGGGUGUCUUUGUGCCCACAUCGUUGAAUGUCCUCAGUAUUCUUAUGUUCCUGCGUUUCGGGUUUAUCCUCGGCCAGAGUGGUGUCCUUGGAAUGAUGGGAAUGCUUCUCGCGGCAUACAUCAUUGACCUGUUGACGACGAUGUCAAUCUCGGCAAUUGCAACCAACGGAACAGUACGUGGCGGUGGUGCAUACUACCUGAUAUCUCGCUCCCUGGGUCCCGAAUUUGGCGGUUCUAUAGGGAUAGUGUUCUAUAUGGGACUUAUCUUCAACACAGGAAUGAAUGCGCUUGGUUUAGUGGAUUGUAUUAUUGAGAAUUUUGGCAUCGAAUCGGGCUCUUGGUCGAGGUUCUUGCAGGAAGGGUUCUGGUGGAACUAUCUAUGGGCAUCAACAGUCCUGUGUGUCUGUGUAAUCAUAUGCUUUGCGGGAAGUUCCAUUUUCGCUAGGGCUAGCAACGGCCUGCUCGCCAUUCUUCUUAUCUCGACACUAAGCAUUCCGUUCUCUGCUCUAAUCCAACAGCCGUUCAAAUCGAGCAAACUAGGAAUCGAAUUCACAGGGUUCCGGGUGAGAACCUUUGUCGAAAAUCUGAAGCCUCAUUUGACCAAGGGCGCUGCGGGAAGCCAAUUAGAGCAUCGAGAGAAUUUUCAAGAUCUAUUUGGGAUUCUAUUUCCAGCGACUAGUGGCAUAUUUGCCGGAGCCAACAUGUCUGGGGAUUUGAGAAACCCAAGCAAAUCAAUUCCGAAAGGAACGCUCUCCGGAUUGCUCUUGACCUUCGUAACCUAUACCGCCGUCAUAUUAUCAAUGGCUGCAUCGAUUACUAGACAGUCCUUUUACAACAAUAUCAACGUGAUUCAAGUAACGAAUGUCUCUGGAACUGUCGUGUUGUUAGGGGAAUUUGCAGCCUCCUUUUUCUCCUCGCUAUCGGGUCUCAUUGGCUCGGCUAAGCUCCUCCAGGCCAUUGCGCGCGACAAUCUAGUUCCAGGCCUGACGGUUUUCGGUCGAGCCAACACGAAAAGCGAUAACCCCAUAUUGGCUAUUAUCUUUUCAUUCAUUGUGGCACAAAUCACCAUGCUUUUCGAUAUCAACAAGAUUGCCUCGUUCACAGCUAUGACAUAUCUCAUGACUUUCUUGGCCACCAACCUUGCUUGCUUUCUUUUGAAAAUCGGUUCAGCGCCAAACUUUCGACCAUCAUUCCACUAUUUCAGCUGGGUCACGGCCGCACUGGGUGCGGUUUCCAGCCUUGCAAGCAUGUUCUUCGUUGACGGUAUAUAUGCGACUGGCUGCAUCGUCGUGUUGAUAUUUUUGUUUGUGUUGAUUCAUUAUACUUCUCCGCCUAAAUCCUGGGGAGACGUGAGCCAAAGCCUAAUCUACCAUCAGGUGAGGAAAUAUCUACUCCGACUCAGACAGGAGCAUGUCAAGUUCUGGCGGCCUCAGAUUCUCUUAUUUGUAAACGAUAUAGAUGCUCAGUACAAAAUGGUUCAUUUUUGCAACUCAUUGAAGAAAGGAGCUUUGUUCGUUCUUGGUCAUGUCAUUGUGACCGAUAACUUCACUGACGCAGUGCCGGAGGCGCGUCGUCGACAGGCAUCUUGGACGAAAUACAUCGAAUAUUCAAAAGUCAAGGCUUUCAUAAACCUCACGGUGGCGCCGACUGCAGAGUGGGGAGUUCGCAGCAUCGUUUUAAAUUCUGGACUUGGGGGCAUGAGGCCAAAUAUUGUUGUCAUUGAUCAGUAUCGGCAAGAUCAAGGUAUAGGAGAUAUUUUCCAUCGGAGACAACGAAAGCGACACUCGAAAGCUCUCGAUGUUACUCUGACCCGACAAGGAUCAGACGAGAGCCAUGGAUUCUCACCAUAUAUAAUAAACUCUACGAGUGCACAAACAUAUUUGACAAUUCUCGAAGACCUGCUUUUCAAGUUGCGAAUCAACGUUGCUGUUGCAAGAGGGUUUGAUAACCUGGAGCUGCCAAAUCCAGGGGGCAGGAACGAAAAGACCUUCAUAGAUUUGUGGCCUAUACAAAUGUCUGCAGAGCUUACCGCCGAUCAACAAAGCAAGCAGAAUGUCCUAACAACGAACUUUGACACAUACACCCUAAUCUUGCAGCUUGGCUGCAUCUUGAAUACGGUACCUUCGUGGAAAAAGAGCUACAAACUUCGCGUGGCUGUAUUUGUGGAGUACGAAAGUGACGUCGAGGAGGAACGUGGUAGAGUCUCGACUCUUUUGGAGAAGCUCCGAAUUGAGGCUGAGGUACUUGUACACUGUCUGGCUGGUGGUGAUUUGCAGACCUAUCAGGUUAUCGUCAACGGUGAUACAUCGUCUGCAAGUGAAGAUGUUAUGGCCAAAGUAAACUCUGUCCUCAAAGACGAGAGUUGGUGGAAUGACAUCCGAGAAUAUCGGCACAAGUCCAGUGGCGCUCAACAAUCUAGCCAAUCCUCACGAGCAGCAGAACUGUUAGACGGACUGUCCCAAUGGCCGGUAGCGUCCUUCCAGCAAGGCGCACAGCGUCAAGCGGCGCCGAGAUUUGAAGGUAUAAAAAAUCUCGUACGAUCUGACAGACAGCAACGAAGGAGAUCAAUUUCCAGUUUCCGCGGUAUGAAUGUGAACAUGGGUAUGCAGACAAGCAGACUCCUCGAUUCAAUGGUUAACUACCAUUCCGAUGAAAGUGAGGACUCGAGCAGUACAGACGAUGAUGACGAACCCGAGCCUUAUGUGAGCGAUAGCGAGGAUGGAUCUACUACGCCACGCACUAGAGUUGCAACACCAAGGAUCAUGAACGCAAUGGGUACGCCAGAAAACCUGUCGCCCAGCAACACCGCUUCCAUGGAUCCAGCACAGGACGAGCGGGACGAGAGCAACGAUACGGCACCAGAAAUGCUUGGGAUAAGCAGCUCAAAUACCGAUGCCGUCGCAGGGGACUCAUCAUCAUCCCUUUCACGUCCCGUGUUCAGUAGAGCCCCCUCGGGAAACAGAUUUUCAUCGUCACCUAUCCCAGAAACAAGAGUAAAUCAGACCGAAGACAUAGGACGAUCAAUCAUGUUCUCUGAUUCACCCCCACGCACAGGACAACCUGUCAACAGUCAAACAUCCGACACUACUCCUUUCCACUAUCACGAGUCAAUAUACGCCAAUCACAACCGUCCCACAGCAGGCUCAGCGGCAAACAAAACACCGCAUCCAGCAGCAUCAGGUUACCCCAGCCACGCCGCCAUGCCUCUAUCCUUCAAUGACCUACCCUGUCGCGCCCAGCACCUCAUCCUCAACGAACUCAUAACCCGACACAGCGCCGAGACAGCCGUGAUGUUCACCACGCUCCCUUCCCCGAUCGAGGGUACAUGUCUCGACAGUGCAUCCAGCGAGGCGUACCAAUAG